AUGUCCUCCAUCUACAACCUAGAACCCCAACCGACGGCGUCGGCCAUUAUUCACACGACCCUGGGAGAAAUUCUUGUGGAGCUUUUCGCGAAGCAGACGCCUUUGACAUGCCGAAACUUUCUACAGCUGAGCCUCGACGGGUACUUCGACGGCACCAUCUUCCAUCGACUCAUUCCCGGCUUCAUCCUUCAGGGAGGUGACCCCACAGGUACUGGCAAUGGCGGCGAGUCAAUAUAUGAUGGAGGCGCCUUCAGCGGCGACCUCGACCCGUGGCCGAUGGAUCAACGCCGCGGCAAGAACGCGGGGCCCACGGGUGUCAACUUCAAGGACGAAUUCCACUCGCGGUUAAAAUUCAACCGGCGCGGUCUCCUGGGCAUGGCCAACGAGAGCCGAUCAGAUACCAACGGGAGCCAAUUCUUUUUUACGUUGGGAAAGACCGAGGAGCUGACGAACAAGAACACCUUGUUUGGCAGAGUCGCCGGUGACACCAUAUACAACUUGGCCAAGAUUGGGGAAUCAGAGGUGGAAGAAGGAUCCGAACGGCCAAUGUACGCUGUCAAGAUUGAGCGAAUCGAGAUUCUGGUGAAUCCGUUCGAGGACAUGCAAAAGCGAGCGCGGGUGGCGACACAGACGCGCCCGGCGGCGGCGGCGCCAAAGGACAAGAAAAAGAAGAGGAAGGGUGGCAAGCAGCUACUCAGCUUUGGCGACGACGAGGGUGAGGCUGAGGAGCCGGUAUUCAAGAAGCCCAAGUUCGAUACACGAAUCAUCGUCGAGGAAGAGGAGGCCGACGUUGCUCAAGACGCGAAACCGGCCAAGAAGAAAGACAAGGUUACGGAGAAACCGAGCUUGAUGGCAGCGGCUGGCGCGAGGGACGGCCGAGAUGCGACAGCCAAGGCCGAAGAGAUGGCAAAGGCGGAACGGCGACAAAAACGCGAGGAGCCUUCCCCCGAGAGGUCGCCAUCACCGGAGCGGCCAGAAAAGAGCGCGCUCGAAAAGGCCAACGAGGAGCUGGCUGCGUUGAAAGCCUCCAUGCGGCGCACAACGCAAUCUGGUCCAAUCGAGAAGAAGAGAGAGAGAACGGCAUUGGAGUCCUUGAUCCCAGAGACAUCGAUCCGCGGUCGCAGGAGACGGCCAGGCACUCAGGCGGCAGCCAAUGACGAGGACACGGCGACGCUGACAAUGCUCAAGGCUUUUCGGUUGAAGCUUGAGAGUGCACCGCCAGAAAAGGAGACGGUACAAGACUUGGGUGCUUGGGACGAGUCGGACAAGACGGAAGCGGCGGCGGAUAAGGAAGCAGAGCUCUGCGAUCUACACUUCAUCGCCGACUGCCAAAGCUGCACAGCGUGGGACAAGCAGGGUGAAGAGGAGACGGACGACAAGGGUUGGAUGUCACACGCUCUCUCUUUUGCCGCUGACCGGCUAGGGAAAGACCUGAGCAACCGCAAGAAAGCAGAGGAGGAACUCGUUGUGAUUGACCCUCGAGAAAAGGCACGGACGCUCAAGGAAGACAAACGAGCGGAGCGAGAAGCGCGGGCAGGUGGAUCUGGACGAGCGUGGGACCAGUCGAGAGACCUAGCACGUAACGCGCAGAUGGCUAGAGCCGCAUCGCUGGCGGGGAGAGGCGCCAAGUGA
This is a messenger RNA of Drechmeria coniospora, 1632 nucleotides long. RefSeq names its product Peptidyl-prolyl isomerase CWC27. The record is from RefSeq and is a predicted model, not a curated record. Bases 1 to 1632 code for a protein of 543 amino acids. Gene Ontology annotation, cellular component: catalytic step 2 spliceosome. Gene Ontology annotation, biological process: protein folding; protein peptidyl-prolyl isomerization. Lineage: Eukaryota; Fungi; Ascomycota; Sordariomycetes; Hypocreales; Ophiocordycipitaceae. The transcript has a single exon. Gene Ontology annotation, molecular function: peptidyl-prolyl cis-trans isomerase activity.